This is a messenger RNA of Notolabrus celidotus (New Zealand spotty), 4162 nucleotides long. RefSeq names its product integrin, alpha 9 (gene itga9). Gene Ontology annotation, molecular function: integrin binding. Gene Ontology annotation, cellular component: external side of plasma membrane; integrin complex. Lineage: Eukaryota; Metazoa; Chordata; Actinopteri; Labriformes; Labridae. The transcript is spliced from 23 exons. The record is from RefSeq and is a predicted model, not a curated record. The annotation marks the transcript as partial. Gene Ontology annotation, biological process: cell-cell adhesion; cell adhesion mediated by integrin; cell-matrix adhesion.
UUCCAGGAGCUGGUGGUGAUGGGGGCUCCGGGGUCCUACUACUGGACCGGGACUAUCAAAGUGUACAACCUGACAUCCGACUCCUUCUACAGCCCCAACACAGACAACAUCGACUCCCACAGAUACAGCUACCUGGGAUACGCUGUGACUGCAGGACACUUCUCCUCUCCUAACGUGAUAGACGUCGCUGCAGGAGCGCCUCAGCACAGCGGCAGUGGGAAGGUUUACAUCUUUAAAAUCGAUGGCUCGUCUUUGGUGAAGAGUUUUCAGGCCUCAGGGAACAUGAUGGGCUCUUACUUUGGCUCCUCAUUGUGUGCAGUUGAUCUGAACCAGGACGGCCUGUCGGACCUGCUGGUGGGAGCUCCCAUGCACAGCCAGCUGCGGGACGAAGGCCAGGUGUCUGUGUACCUCAGCAGGGGCAACGGUGUGAUGGAGGAGGGCGGUGUUCUGAGCGGUGACAAUGCUUUUAAUGCACACUUUGGAGAAUGCAUCACGGCGAUAGGAGACAUAGACGACGACGGAUAUCCAGAUGUCGCCAUAGGAGCGCCGAAAGAAGACGAGUAUGCAGGAGCUGUUUACAUCUACCACGGGGAUGAAGCAGGGAUCAUCAGCAAAUACUCCAUGAAACUGUCUGGGCGCAGCAUCAGUCCUGGUCUGCAGAUGUUUGGCCAGUCCAUCUCAGGCGAGGUGGACAUGGAUGGCAAUGGAUACACAGACGUCACAAUAGGAGCCUUCAUGUCGGACAGCGUGGUGCUGCUGAGGACUCGGCCUGUCAUUACGGUGGAUGUCUCCAUCUUCCUGCCCGUCUCCAUCAACAUUACCGUGCCGCAGUGCCACGAGGGCCAGCACCACCAGAACUGCUUCAACGUCACCGUGUGCAUGCGCUUCAGGGGGAAACAACUCCCCGGGCAGAUCGAUCUGCUGUAUAACCUGACAGCUGAUGUGGAUAAGCGUCUGAAGAGCCAGCCUUCCAGGAUCUACUUCUCCCACGGUGGAUCUCAGAUCAGCCAGCUGAGCCAGCAGCUCAGCCUGGACAUCAACAGGGAGGAGUGCCAGCGCUUCACCGCCUACGUGAAGAAAGACGUGAAGGAGGUGUUCACGCCCAUCACGUUCGAGGUGACGUACAGCCUGGGGAAGCAUGUGCUGAACGGACACCAGGACCGAGACCUGCCCGCCCUCACGCCGGUGUUACGGUGGAGGAAAGGAAACAAGAUCGCAGUGAGGAAUGAGACCUGGUUCGAGAAGAACUGCCUGUCGGACGACUGCGCCGCGGACCUGAGGCUUCACGGGAAGCUCCUGCUCUCCGGGCUGCACACCGGUCACCAUCUGGCCCUGGGAGGAGUGAAGAACGUCUCUCUGAACCUGACCAUCUCUAACGCCGGAGACGACGCCUACGACACCAACAUCUACCUCAACUUCUCCAGAGAAGUGUUCUACAUCAACUUCUGGCAGAGGGAAGAGAAGGGCAUUUCCUGUGGACUUGUUGAUUUGGACUUCCUUAAAUGCAGCGUGGGAUUUCCCUUCAUGAGAGCUCAGACUAAGUAUCAUUUUGCAGUGAUCUUUGAUACCAGUCAGCUGUCUGGGGAAAACGACACAUUGCAGUUCUUAGUCCACGCCAAAAGCGCCAACCCCGAACACAAGCUCUCUGACAACACUCUGGAUCUGUCCAUCCCUCUGGUUCAUGAGACCGACACGACCAUCACAGGCGUGGUGACGCCGAGCUCCUUCGUGUAUGGAAACUCCAUCGAUGCUUCACGCUUCGUCCAGCUGGAGGACAUGGAGUGUGGCUUCCAGCCUCUCAACCUCACAUUCCAGGCCAUAAACAAGGGGCCCAGCAGGCUGCCUGGCUCCACCGUGGACAUCAGGAUACCCAACCGUCUGGCUGGCAGCGGAGCCGACAUGUUCCACGUCAUUGAGACACAGGUGGCGGACGGUCGAGGGAACUGCACCCCUCACAAGAACCCGACACCCUGCACCAUCCCCCAGGACCGGGAGAGCAUCUUCCACACCAUAUUCGCCUUCUUCACCAAAUCAGGACGCAAAGUCUUGGACUGUGACCGGCCCGGGAGAGCGUGUAUGACCAUCUCCUGCAGUCUUGGUCCACAAUUAAAAGAAGAAGCUUUAAGCAUAGAUAUCAAACUUCUCCUCAACACUGAGAUUCUUAAAAGGGACAGUUCCUCUGUGAUCCAGUUUGUGACGAGGGGCAGCGUGCAAGUCAGCGACAGAGCAGUGGAGGUGCCAAACGGCCUGCCAGAGGACCUCUCUCUGGUGUUCGAGGCGCUCCACAGCCAGGAGCCGAGGGGUUACAUCGUGGGCUGGAUCAUUGCCAUCAGUCUGCUGGUGGGGAUCCUCAUCUUUCUGCUGUUAGCCGUGCUGCUCUGGAAGAUGGGAUUCUUCCGUCGGCGCUACAGAGAGAUCAUCGAGGCCGAGAAGAACAGGAAGGACAGCGAGGAGAGCUGGGACUGGAUGGAAAAGAACCACUGAGACCGGCUCUGUGGGGUCCCAGAGGAGCCGAUGAGAUUAGGGAUUGGGUCGGGAAGGAUCCAAUGGCACGUGGUCUCGCAGCCCAGCUGCCAAAGUGGCACCAGGCCCUUCAGCCUUCCAUAUGUGGAAGAGGAGAAUAUCCUCCAUAUUUUUUGGAGACUUGAUGUAUUUUUUUGUGGGAGGGGGUCCAGGAAACUUCUGAGGUGACGGCUCGGCUUGCCAGAGGACACUUAAUCUCAACGGAGGGAACUCCCAGCCGGCCGAGCGGAGCCGUUGACGGAGACCCACAUCCGUACGGGGAAGUGGAGACGGCAUGAAUACUGGUGGACAACAAAACCCUCAGGGCUGUGUUACAUAGCAGAUUUAUUUUUAUACAUACACUUUAAGCCAUAUAGUGUCAAACUGGGCUUCCAGAGGAGUGGGGGGUUUGAAGGCCUUUAUCAACAUACUGUAUCUGCAGUGUGUGAUCCUAAAAGCACUGAUGUUUGAUAAGAAUGAAUGCUUUGGCUCCAUAGCUUUACUUUUUAUGCCAAAGAAAUGUCCUGUAGAGGAAAUGAUGGAGUCGUUUGUAUAUUCAGUUCUUCCCCAGAGUGAAAGAUUGUAUCUUUUCUUUACUAUCCCCGGCUAAUGGAUAUCUAUUAUACACACCGAGUCCUGCUCCCCCACGGAUCAUCAGCCAGGGAGGAUUCUCAGUCUGAGAUCUGUGUUUUAAAAUGAUUCAACUUUGAGUCAGAGGUGCUGAACACUCUCUGAGGUGACUUCACUAAAAACUGAAAUUCAAGCAUUCCUUUGUCAGGAUCGGGCUCCAGACUUUCAUACUGGGUGUAAAGCUUUGUUAUGUUUCAGUGGAGUCUGUCCCCUCUGCCCUCUUUCUCUCACAUUAGAGGGAAACGUGUUGUAGAGGAAAUGAAGUGAAGCUGCUUUAGCGAGGAGCUAAUGCUCAGGAAUGCUGCUGACUUUCAGGAUCCCCCCAAGAAAAGAUCCCAGAUGGAAGGGAGGACAGUUAACCCUGAGAGGACGGGACUCAGGGUCCAUGAAGACCCGACCCCUGAUCAUGAUCUAUCACACCACCCUCUGCAGACUUCACCCACGCUGCCCGUGUUUCAUUUUACUGGGAUGUUAUUAGGCGUUGGGUUUACGCGGGAAACACGAUCUACGCUCCUCUACCCGGCCAGAUGAAAGUCAGCGAUGGGAGUCCACCUUCAGUCCUUUACGGGGGGGGGGGGUGAGUAAUGCCCUAAGAAUAGGUGGGAAUGUGCUGCGCUCAAUCACUGCACAUAAAGCAGCUCUUUGGGGCUCCUGGGGAAAGCUUAUUUUAAGUCAACAUGGAGGAAUGCAAGCGCCAUUAAAACCUGCCACUAUUAAAGAUUGCAGCUUUAACUCAGUCUCAAGGUCCUUAGAGCCGGACCGGACUCUGAGGCAGACUCAGUCAUUUCUAUUAGACGUCCCUGAAGUAGUAAAAGAUGUCACUAUUACAGCCUUUUGAAGAGCUUUAUUACUAAUGAAUGCAGAAAUGAUGCUUUUAAAGAUUUAAAGAGAAGUUGGAUGAUAAAUAAUUGCAUUAGAAAAGAAUUCAGUGCAAGAAUGUAAGUCUGCACCCAGGAGGAUUCUGGGUAAUUAUGCAGUAAAUCACAGUUUGAUUAAAAAGUGCAAUGCCAAAAAAACAAACUACACUCUG